CAGUCAAAAGAACACGUGCGUGAUGUUAUCGGAGUAACGGAUCAGAUUUUUUUUUUGUGCAGGUUCGCUUGGAGGAGCUCGGAGGUUUUAGGUGAUGAGGGGAAGCCUUGGGGGCAUCAUUCUACUGGAGGCAAAUUCCCGCCCUUGCUGCAGAAAAUGAGGAUUUCAUGGAUGUUCAUGUGCCUUCUGGUUUGCAAGUCAUCGCAUGGUGCUCAGGAUCAAAGUGACUCCAAGUGUGAUUGGAGCGGUUUGACGCUUCACAACUCUGCAAAUGACAACGUGACUGUACAGUGCCCGUUGAUACAGACCGAGGAUGAAGAAAUUUCGUUUUACCUUCUGAAAGAUAAAGACAUGAUUUACAACCAUACGUGCAAACAGAAAAUGAACUGCACUGGGAUGAAGUGGGAUGCUGUGGAACUGCACCAAAAUGGAUCACAGUGGUUUUUCACAGUCAAAUUAGGACACAAUAUCAGAGGACUGUACAGAUGCAACAUCACAAAGACGUACCCUCCUCCUCUUACGAAAGACGAUGGCAAUCCUGUGUUUGUAAUAGAAUAUCCUUACCAGUGCCCGAAACCCACACGCGAUCCCACAGGAGUCGCACCAAACACAUGCCAAGAAUUUCCAUGGAUUUGGAUAAUGGUGAUUGCAAUUGUCAGUAUCUACGGUGUAACAGUCACCAUCAUUGCACUGUUUAACUGGCUCAAGUUGAAGAACACAGAAAACCAGAGUGACUACAUGAACACAAAACCCAGAGCGCCCAGGGACCGCAAGAAGAAAAAAGGUCUUCAGAAUAUACAAAGACACUUCUAAUGACUUCAUCGGAUCAUUUUGCACAGCUUUAGUUUAGACCUAAACAUUCAGGCUGUCCUCGCUGUAGCUUAAUUUUGUCAAACACAUAAUUGUGAGGUUUGUUUUUUGUGUUUUCAUAUUUUGUUGUCAACACUGUAGUAAAUCUGUACCUACACAGCAAAAGUAGCAUUU
Messenger RNA from Pelmatolapia mariae (spotted tilapia), 984 nucleotides. RefSeq lists its product as uncharacterized. Gene Ontology annotation, cellular component: external side of plasma membrane. Lineage: Eukaryota; Metazoa; Chordata; Actinopteri; Cichliformes; Cichlidae. The transcript is spliced from 4 exons. The record is from RefSeq and is a predicted model, not a curated record. The coding region runs from base 157 to 813 and encodes 218 amino acids. Gene Ontology annotation, biological process: regulation of T cell proliferation; T cell receptor signaling pathway.